This is a messenger RNA of Macrobrachium nipponense, 2439 nucleotides long. RefSeq names its product centriolin-like. Bases 1 to 2439 code for a protein of 812 amino acids. The transcript has a single exon. The record is from RefSeq and is a predicted model, not a curated record. Lineage: Eukaryota; Metazoa; Arthropoda; Malacostraca; Decapoda; Palaemonidae.
AUGAUGAAUUACGUUUUUAAUAUUGUGAGUGUUUCAAAAGUGGCAUUGCUUCGGCAAUUUGUUUGUGCUUAUUAUGGCUACUGGAGUCGCGGUAGUGAUGUUAUUGACGAUACUUGUGACUACGGGAUCCCCCGUAGUGGUAUCCUUGACAAUAACUCUUGGAGCUCCGCGACUUCCAGUAGAAUUAUUCUUUUAAAAUUUGCUCUGUUCAUCGGAACAGUGAUUACCCUUUUUAAUAUUGGACGAAAGAUCAAAUGUUUAUGGAACGGACCGACUGAACUGAUAUCACCUGACCAGGAGGACGUCAGCGAGGCUGACAUCAACCAGGGCAGCAACACAUAUUCGGCUUUGAAGGACGUCUACGAAAAGAAGUUCGAGAAUCUCGAAUUAGAGAUUCAGUGCCUUCAAAGUGAGAAUUCUCGUUUGCGAGCGACCUUGCUGGAAAAGGAGAAUCUCUUCGAUGAAAUGGCUGACAAUUUUGACGGCUUGAGGCGAAGAGUUCUCGACAAUUUUAAAGAAAGGAUGGAAGACAGGCCUCUCUUGCACAGCGGAUCUAUCCAAGAAGAGGAAGACGAGUUUCUGGAUCUUGUUGAACAAACUUUGAAUGGUCCACUUGAAUGCGUCUUCCCCAAGCCAACCCUACUGGAGGAUUGUAGGAGGAACCACCUUUACGAAUCGUUACUCUUCCUUCGGCAGAAGUUGGAUAGACUGGAAAGAGAACAGCUGGAACAAUCUCGAGUGGAAAAAGAUCUUGAGAAGAUGAUUGGAUGUUUUAAGGAGGAGGUCCGUACUUUGGCGGAAGAUACCAGAAACCUCACGGAGGAGAUCACAAAUCUCCGGAGUGAAAAUAUGGACAAGGACGAACAGAUUGAACAACUGAAAGAGAACGACGUUAAACGAGAAGAGAUAGUGGACGGUCUGCAGGAAGAUCUGAGGAUUCUUCACGAGCAGAAGACUGAAAUGGAGAUCAUUAUUGCUCGUAUGGAGAAAGAAAAAACUGACCGCGAAGAGCAGGCUGAAGAUUUGGAGAAGGAAUUGAAAAAAGAAGUCAAUGACCUCAAGCAGAGGCUAACUCAGCAAAAGGAUAGGAAUCUGGGAAAGGACGAAGACAUCGAAAGAUUGAAAAGAGAGGUGGUUAAAAAAGAAGAGAAAAUAGGAGAUCUGGAAAAGCAAGUCCAGAAGUUAGCUGAGGACAAAAAGGCAUUAAUAACCGAAAUGGAAGACGAGGUUCAUCGCCUUAUGCAGGAGCUCAGUCGUCUCCAUGUGAAAAAGGACAUACAGGAUGAAAAAUGUAAGCAGGAACUGACUGAAAAAGAAGAGAAAAUAAGAGAUUUAGAGAAUGCAAACCUAAAUUUACUGGAAGAAAACAAGAAAAUUAUAAAUGAAAUGGAAAACAAAGUCAGUGACCAUAGACACGAGCUCAGCGACCUGCAGGAAAUGAAUAAGGAGAGGGAGCAGGAGAUUGCCCAGUUGGAAAAGGAAUUAACUGAAUGUAGAGAAAUAAUUGACGUUUUGGAAAAGGAGGUCGUCGCCUUGUUAGAUGAAAAGGAAAGAGUGAAAACAAAAAUGGGAAAUGAGAUGAACGACCUCCAAGAAGACCUGAGAAACCUGCAGGAUUUGAACAAGGAAAAAGACGAGGAGGUUGGACAGAUGGAAAAACAAUUAAGUGACUGUAGAGAAGUAAUUGACGUUUUGGAAAAGGAAAUCGUCGACUUGCUGUAUGAAAAGGAAAGUUUGAAAACGACACUGGAAAAGAAGCUGAACGACCUAGAGGAUUUGAACAAGGAAAAAGACGAGGAGAAUGGAGAGAUGGAAAAGCAAUUAACUGACUGUAGAGAAGUAAUUGACGUUUUGGAAAAUGAAAUCGUCGACUUGAUAUGUGAAAAGGAAGGUUUGAAAACGACAAUGGAAAAGAAGCUGAACAACCUCGAAGAAGAGUUGAGCAACCUGCAGGAUUUGAACAAGGAAAAGGACGAGGAGAAUGGAGAGAUGGAAAAGCAAUUAACUGAUUGCAGAGAAGUAAUUGACGUUUUGGAAAAGGAAAUCGUCGACUUGCUGUAUGAAAAGGAAAGUUUGAAAACGACACUGGAAAAGAAGCUGAACGACCUAGAGGAUUUGAACAAGGAAAAGGACGAGGAGAACGGAGAGAUGGAAAAGCAAUUAACUGACUGUAGAGAAGUAAUUGACGUUUUGGAAAAGGAAAUUGUCGACUUGCUGUAUGAAAAGGAAAGUUUGAAAACGACAAUGGAAAAGAAGCUGAACGACCUAGAAGAUUUGAACAAGGAAAAGGACGAAGAGAUUGGACAGAUGGAAAAGCAAUUAACUGAUUGCAGAGAAGUAAUUGAUGUUUUGGAAAAUGAAAUCGUCGACUUGAUAUGUGAAAAGGAAGGUUUGAAAACCAAAAUGGAAAAAGAGAUGAACGACCUCAAAGAAGAGUGA